Molecule: messenger RNA, 1014 nt
Organism: Quercus robur (English oak)
Lineage: Eukaryota; Viridiplantae; Streptophyta; Magnoliopsida; Fagales; Fagaceae
Exons: 4
Coding region: 97-618 (173 amino acids)
Biological process (GO): regulation of exocytosis
Cellular component (GO): cytoplasm; plasma membrane
Molecular function (GO): GTPase activator activity; myosin II binding; syntaxin binding
Source: RefSeq, a predicted model, not a curated record
UUUAUUGUUUGAUUAGUUAUUUCCCCAAAAUUUAUUAGGUUUCGAAAUUUUGAUGGGUUUGGGUUAUUUUUUGGAUAUCAAUCUGUUCAUAUUGGUAUGGUUUUUGUUGAUUUAUAUGGAUUUUUUUUUUUUUUGGUAUCAUCCGGCGUCGACGCACUCAACCUCAAGGUUUUGUUAAUUUGUACUGGUGUCAUCUCUCUUCAAUUCCAAACCAGCAUUUUACAUGGUUUUGAGAAGAAUGUUUUAGUGGUUGGAACAAAGGUUUCAUCUGUCUUGACUCUGGACAGUGAGACUGGAAACAUGCUAACCACUAGCAGAGUUCAACCCAAGAAACCUUCAAAAGCUCAAUUCAUGCAGAGCUUGGAUGGGCAGGACCCAAAUGCUCCAGAUCUGAGCAAACGGAAUUCAUUGGAGGAUGCCAUUCCAAAGCAGUUAGUUUUGCUAUGUUCUGAGAAAGCUGUGUAUGUCUAUUCUUUAACACACAUCAUUCAGGGAGUUCAGAAGGUGCACUACAAGAAGUGUUUCAAACCUCUUCUUGUUGCUGGCCAUCAACAUUUUAUAGUUCCUCUGAUGUUAACUGGCUUAUUCUCCUUUUUACCAGUGGAAAAAUUCAGAUAAGAUGGAAGCUAUGAAUAUCAUAAAUGUGCCAUUAUGUCUCAGAUUUUGGCUUAUAUCUUUUGUUGAAUGCUACUACUGGCCAAGAAAUGAAACUUAUGUACUACAAAGCACUUGAGUGAUCAAAAUGAAAGAUGCAAGUGAUGAAACUGUUAUAUAUUGCUAUGUUUGAAGGUGGGAAUGACUUGUGUGAAGGGUGGAGUGGGUUAGCCAAGGAGAUUGCACGAGAUGCUUUGCAUAUAAGGAUAGCUGAUGCAUGUAUAUCCAUAUUUGAAUUGUUGAUGAUUAGAUAUAGUUGUAUUUGAAUAUCAAAUAUUUGAUAAUGAAUUGUUGAUGAUUAGAUUAUUUGUAUUUAAACACUAGAGGAAUAAUAAGCAACGAAAAAAUUGUCUAAAACUA